GCGCCAUCUUGCAUGUGUAUUUGUUAUUAGCACGUUCGCUGCGUUCGAGAAGGCUCGUGAGGCUCGUGAAAGGUAGUUUCUGAGGCGUUCCGUCGUUUCGUGGCUGCAUUAUUUGCAAAUUGUGAUAAAGAUUGGACGCUCAUCAUGUCUGAGACGGACUGGGACACUGUCACGUACCUGCGAAAGAAGCCUAUGAAGGCUAGUCAGCUGCGCUCUCAACAGGUAAUCAAUGCAGCACAAAGGCAGGGAGUGCCAAUCGAGACCACAAAAAAAUUCAACGCUGCGACGAAUAAGAAGACAGUCACUACCUUAAAUACUGCUAAGCUUGACCGAGAGACUGAGGAGUUGCAUCACGACCGCAUUGGCCUGGACGUAGGAAGACUCAUUCAACAAGGCAGGCAGGCCAAGAACAUGACACAGAAGGAACUGGCCACCAAAAUCAAUGAGAAGCCUCAAGUGAUAAAUGAUUACGAAGCUGGUCGUGCCAUACCAAACCAGCAAGUCUUGGCAAAAAUUGAAAAAGUGAUUGCUUCUACUGUGCUGCCGAAGAUAUGUGAACCGAGAUAAAGAGCAGUUUUACCAUGCUGACUGUACAACAAUAUAGUAGUCUCACUGACGUCAGUGCAUACCCCCUAUUAGAACAGAUACUGUGUUAAAUAUUUUUUCUGUUGUUACUGCUGUUUACGUAAUAAUUGCUAUGCCAUGUUUCUUUUUUUUUUUUUUACAACAGUCAGUUGUAGCAAAAAAUGGUUGCAUAACAUGUUUAUUGUAUGGAAAGUGGUUAGUGGAGAGAGAAACUAGACUUUGCACUCAAUGUCUUCAGAAGGCAUCUUAUUUUUUAGUGAAGACAGCAGUGUAGCAGAUUUAAACUUUUCUUUUUUAAUUUAGAAAAAUUUUAGCAGAUUGAAGAAUACUGUGUAUUGCAAAAGCAAACAUUCCGAAGCGAUUUUGCUUAAAUGUUUGCACAGCAGGCCAAUUAGAAUUUAUUCGUGAGUAGUUCAUAAGAGUACUCUCAUUUUCAUUUUUUAAGCAUCCCAAAUUUGUGCAUAGAAUUGUUGAGCUCCUUCUUGUGGAUAUUAUUUCGUCGGGAAAGCAUGCAGUGAAAUAGUAGUGAAUCGAGCAGGUUUGGAGCAGUGGGCCUCGAGUGUUGCAGUUAUACCUUCAAUCACUUCAGUAGUCAUUCGCAAAGUGUUUCCAUUCCAUUGCAGUUGCUUUAGCCUGGCAGUACAGUGACUGUUGCUCACCACAUUGCCUUCCUAUUUACUUGCCAAAAUCUUCAGACCUUUACCCAGCGCUAAAAGGACACCUGAAGCAUAAGUCACUUACUCAACUAUUGCUCCUAGAAAAUGCUACAUGUACUCACCACAAUCAGUACACUAAGCCACAGAGAACUGUGCUCAGGACAAUAAAGCAGCUAAGUGUCCUUGCAUUCCUGGUACUUGAAAGAGCAUGAAUAUUCUUUAGUUUGGUUUUUCAGAAGUAUGACUUUAAGCGCUCAGGAUUUUCAAUUUUAUCCUCUUCAAACUGACAAGCAAACAAAAUUGUUUACCUUCAGUUCAUGUUUGUUUGAGAUCAAUGGAAGUGUACAGCAACAAAGAGAUUAUUUGCCGUCUUUUUUUGUAUGUUCAAAAAUAAAGUGCAGAUAAAGUGUUUGAAGAGUUGCACGGGUCUGCAAACAUGUU
This is a messenger RNA of Dermacentor andersoni, 1682 nucleotides long. It is a transcript of the gene mbf1, whose product is annotated as multiprotein bridging factor 1. The record is from RefSeq and is a predicted model, not a curated record. Lineage: Eukaryota; Metazoa; Arthropoda; Arachnida; Ixodida; Ixodidae. Gene Ontology annotation, cellular component: nucleus. Gene Ontology annotation, molecular function: DNA binding.